Molecule: messenger RNA, 1197 nt
Organism: Heterostelium album PN500
Lineage: Eukaryota; Evosea; Eumycetozoa; Acytosteliales; Acytosteliaceae
Exons: 1
Coding region: 1-1197 (398 amino acids)
Molecular function (GO): protein binding
Source: RefSeq, a predicted model, not a curated record
AUGUAUUUAGGAGCACCAAUUACAGCAAAGAAAAAUGCUGAACAACAACAACAACAACAAUCAAAUAAUAUACAUAAAAAUGAAACAAAUAAACCAGUUGCAAGAUCAUCAUAUCAAUUACCAAAGGAUAUAGGACCCGGUUUGUUAAAGUUUUGUCUAACACAUUCGGAUUCACCGAAUCUCACAGACUCACCGAUUGUAGAACGUGACCAGAAAGAUUAUGAUUGGUUACGUGAGGCAAUGGAUAAUCUAGAGGACGAUGCCAAGCGAAUGAAAAAGAUCAACGAGACGUUGGUGGACCCAAGCUCUACUGUUGGUCAACGUAUAUCGUCGUUGGAGGCACUCGAAUACUACAUUGAAGAUAUCGAUAACUCUGGAGACUAUAUUAAGAUCGGUGGAAUACCAAUAUUGAUAGAUUUGAUAAAGUCUGAGGACAACCAGAUUCGUGAAAAGGCAACCAACUGUCUCACUAUCAUCUCACAGAACGAAGAGACCAUUCAAAACUACAUGAUACAGAUUGGUGUAGACGAUCUAGCUAUUCAUUUGCUAAGCACAGAAACCAAUACCGUUUGUAGAGAAAAAGAACUUUCUUUAAUUUCAAGUAUGUAUAAUUCUAUGGUGAAUAAUUGUUAUCAAUCCAAUAACGAUACUAAUAAUAGUCAAUCGUCAUCAUCGACAUCCUCUUCAUCAUCAGGUUUACUUGGAAGUAAAAUUGAUAAAGUAGAUAGAUCAAAAUUGGAAACGAUCGUUAAACUUUGUAUAUCGUUUUUAUCACCGACCGUCGAUAUCUUUAUACCGGUGAAGCAAGCCAACGGUCAUACUAUUACCACUACACAUUCAAUCGCCAAUUCAGUGACUGGAAUGAGCAAAGCAACUCAUAUUUUAAAGAAGAUCAUUCAUGGUGUGCCAUCGCUGAAAUCAAAGGCAAUAGAGUUUGGUGUACUCGAAGCACUGGUCACCCUGAUUCAUGGAUUCAACAGUGCAUCGGUAGUAGAUCCACAUCAAACGAUUCUCUGUGAAAAGUGUGAAGCCACUCUUUUAAUGUUGCUCAGAGGUGAUCAAAAGAGUGUAAACGAAUGUAAAAAUCUUGGAUUGGAACGUGAAAUUCAAAUACGUCAACAGAGAAUGUCUAAAACCAAAGAAGAGAAUCAAGAUGAAUAUGCAACCAUUGAAAAUUUAUCAAAGUUAUUAAAAUAA